AUGGCUGAUCAGCCUAUAGACCUGAAAUGGUCAGCACCUUUCAACGUCGUGUCUUCCUCGUCCAAGGCAGCAAAAGGACUCGAUGGCGACAAGAUCCGAUUACCGCAGUCCGCCCUCGAGCAGCUACUCGCCGAGUCCACGAGACACACCCAGAGUCACGGAACCGCAUACGACCCCUCGAACCCAUAUCUAUAUAGUACCCGACAAAACUACUCCGAUUCCCUCGCUGGCUUCACCGGUCAGCUACCAAACCCUCUCAUGUUCCGACUCGUCAACCAGAACAAUGGCAACGUGGUAUUCGCAGGCAUCCGGGAGUUCUCCGCCGAGGAGGGCGAGGUGGCACUAAGCCCAUACCUCCUAGAGGCUUUGGGUAUCAAGGAGUCCGGCUCGAAGAACGGAAGCACCGAGGACGAUGCGAUCGAUCUGACAUCCGAGCACAUUCACAGCGAGAGCCGAGUGCAAAUUCGAGUCGAUGCGAAGAGCUUGCCGAAAGGCACAUACGUCCGCCUACGGCCCUUAGAGGCCGGCUACAACCCCGAUGAUUGGAAGUCGCUACUAGAGCGUCAUCUUCGCGGUGCAUUCACCACACUUACUAGAGACACAAUGCUCUCGGUACACGGAGUCAGGGGCGAGACAUUCCAGUUCCUGAUAGACAAGUUCGAGCCAGAAGGAGAUGGAAUAUGCGUCGUCGACACCGACUUACAAGUGGAUAUCGAGGCAUUGAACGAGGAACAAGCCCGCGAGACGGUUCGCCAGAUCGUGGCCAAGUCGCAGAGAGCUCCUGGGACGGCAGAUGGGAGCUCAGUUGGGGGACCGAUCGAUAUCUGGAAAGCGGUGGAAGGACAGGUACUCGAGGGGGAAUACGUUGACUUUGUGCUUGACUCUUGGGACCACAGCCGGCACUUGUUGAUCGAGUUAAGCGACAUUGAGGAUGGCAAGGAGGUCGACCUCCUCAUCAGCCCUAGGUCUAAUCGACAAAGAGCACCCCCUCGCGACUCUGAGCAUGUUUUCGGGGAAUUCUCAUCGCCGACCAAUGGCACGAAGAGCAUCUCAUUAUCUCCAAACAAUGUCGAGCUCGAAGGUGCAGAAAGCCUGGGCAUCUCAGUUCAUGGCUAUGCAGACCCAGACAAGACACCUUCGGACUCUCAACCAAGGACAUUCUCACUUCGUGCAAGGGCGUCGUUGCCGGAGUCCGUUAACGGAGCCAUGGAGGGCGUGGAACAACACUCUCCUGAGGAAGAGCAGUGCAAGAAUUGUUUGCAGUGGAUUCCCAAGCGAACAAUGAUGCUACACGAGAAUUUCUGCCUGAGAAACAACAUCGUCUGCCCCGAUUGCAAGCAAGUUUUCCAGAAGCGAUCGGCCGAAUGGCAAAACCACUGGCAUUGCGACUUUGGUGACGGGUAUGGCAAUACAGCAGAGAGCAAGACGAAACACGACAGAAUCUUCCAUACUCCCCAUGCCUGCCCGCACUGCGGUCCUGAGCAAACUUUCCCGUCUCUUCCCCUCCUCGCUCGCCACAGAACAACAGUCUGUCCAGCCAAGAUCAUUCUCUGCCAAUUCUGUCAUCUCGAAGUCCCUCAAGAAGGCGACCCAGCCGACCCGUCAUCGGAAGCCGAGACAGCUUUGACGGGGCUAACCGCACAUGAGCGCGCUGAUGGUGCGCGAACGACCGACUGCCAUCUCUGCGGGAAUAUCGUCCGUCUCCGUGACAUGGCAGCUCACAUGCAGCAUCACGAGCUAGACAAGAAGGAGCGCGCGAAGCCCGAAGUGUGCAGAGACCAUCUGUGCGGACGGACGUUAUACGGCGUAGGGCCAAAGGGCCAGGUCGGUGCGGGACUACGCAUGGGCCAGGGCCCGGGCAACGAUCUCGGGCUCUGUUCUAUAUGCUUUGGGCCUCUGUACGUGUCGAUGCACGACCCCGAGGGCAAGGCUCUACGGCGCCGGAUCGAGCGCCGCUACUUGUCGCAAUUGAUGACUGGCUGUGGCAAGAGCUGGUGCGUGAACGAGUGGUGCAAGACCGGCAGGAAGAACCUGGGCGUAGAGCCCAAGGUCAGCAGUGGUGGCGCGGCCGCCGCUUUGCCGCUAGUGAAGCCGCUGUUGGGCGAGGUCAACGACAAGAGCAAGCCAAUGCACUUCUGCGUCGAUGAGGGCGGUCAGAAGCGGAAGCUUGUGGCAGAGUUCCUAGCUAACGAGGGCCUGUGGGACAUUGAGUGGUGCUGUGCAGCCACCGAGUCUGAGGGCGCAGACCCGGACAAGGCCAGGGAGUGGUUGAGGAACUGGGCGCCGACCAAGCUUGGAGCAUGA
Molecule: messenger RNA, 2304 nt
Organism: Phaeoacremonium minimum UCRPA7
Lineage: Eukaryota; Fungi; Ascomycota; Sordariomycetes; Togniniales; Togniniaceae
Product: putative ubiquitin fusion degradation protein
Exons: 1
Coding region: 1-2304 (767 amino acids)
Cellular component (GO): VCP-NPL4-UFD1 AAA ATPase complex
Molecular function (GO): polyubiquitin modification-dependent protein binding
Source: RefSeq, a predicted model, not a curated record